Molecule: messenger RNA, 789 nt
Organism: Fukomys damarensis (Damara mole-rat)
Lineage: Eukaryota; Metazoa; Chordata; Mammalia; Rodentia; Bathyergidae
Product: glutathione S-transferase A4
Exons: 4
Biological process (GO): glutathione metabolic process; xenobiotic metabolic process
Molecular function (GO): glutathione transferase activity
Source: RefSeq, a predicted model, not a curated record
CGCAGUAAUCAAACAGGUUCCUGCGCUCAAAUCUUGAAUAUUGCGGCAGCCCCCGCCCUGGGCUGGGGACCCUCUUGCGUCUGUUUUCCAGAAAACUCAAGAGCCGUCCUGGCAGAAAGACCCAAGCUGCACUACCCCGACGGUAGAGGCCGCAUGGAGUCCGACAGAUGGGUCCCGGCCGCCGCCGGAGUGGGUCUUGACAAGGAAUUUCUGGAAACGAAAGAGCAAUUACAGAAGCUGAGAAUGGUAUGAAUAUGAAACAACCACCUGCUGUUCCAUCAAGUGUCCGUGGUUGAAAUCGAUGGGCAGAAGUUGGUGCUGACCUGAGACAUCCUUCAUUACAUGGCUGAGAAGCACCAGCUCUUUGGCAGGGGCCUCAAGGAGAGAACCCUGAUCAACACAUAUGUGGAGGGGACGCUGGAUCUCUUGGCACUGCUUAUCAUGCAUCCUUUCUUACAACCAGAGAAGCAACAAAAAGAAGUGGUUCACAUGGCUCCGAAGGCUGUAGUUAGAUAUUUCCCAGUGUUUGAAAAGGUAGGUAGCAGAGAAGCUCAAGAGCACAGUGUAACUGUACCACAAGCAGCUGACAGGGAUUCCUCACUGCCCAGGGAGGAGAAAGCUGAGCAAAGACCUAACAGACUCCUCACAGCUAACAGCGGCCGUCAGCAUGGAGCCCCCGGGCUCUAUGAGCCACAGAGUAUGAACACCACUGCUCUGCAGUCGGGAACUGCAGCCUCACCCCGUGUGUACAUUAUUAUCCGUGCAUACCACAAGUGCCACCCCGUGUGA